This is a messenger RNA of Drosophila willistoni, 387 nucleotides long. Its product is annotated as pupal cuticle protein Edg-91. Lineage: Eukaryota; Metazoa; Arthropoda; Insecta; Diptera; Drosophilidae. The transcript has 2 exons. The coding region runs from base 1 to 387 and encodes 128 amino acids. The record is from RefSeq and is a predicted model, not a curated record.
AUGCAAAUCAUGCGCCAUCAAACUAGUCUUCUUCUACUUCUGGGAUUAUUUGGUGUUUUCCUUUUGCCGGCAGUCUUGGCUGGAAAAAUCAAGUUGUUAGCUUUUAAAGGACCACAUGCCGGAUUUGUUGGACUUAAAGUGCGCACACCAAAAUUAUUAGGACUAAAACAUGGACUUUUGGGCGGAGGAGCGUCUUUGGGUGGCGGGUUUGGAGGCGGCAUAGGAGGCGGAGUUGGUUUUGGAGGCGGCUAUGGAGGAGGUGUCUAUGGAGGCGGUAGCAGUGGCUAUGAGCAUCACGAGUAUCAUCAUGAGAGUCAUCAUGAGAGUCAUUAUGAAGGUGGCAACUAUGGAGGCGGCAGCUAUGGAGGUGGACUUUGGGGAAAAUAG